CUAGGCUGUGCUGCGAGUUGGGAAUCCUUCAGACCUUGGGCUUGAUUCCGAACUAGUUUCGACGUUUCCUGUAUUUUAGUUUCGUUUUGCGCCGGAAUGUGAGCAGGUGGAGCACUGCUGAAAACGAGGGUGGGUCAGGAAGUGUUCCAUGUCGGUUUCUGCUGUUCUUUCCAGCAAAUUUGGGUUUUGAUUCGGCGUUGAACGCUAGAAACUCGAGAGCUCUCAUAGAUGAGAAAACGGGGAGAGGGGGUAUUCUUUCUAGAAGCACCAGGAGUAGAUCCCUUAGGCACGCUUCUGCCCGGAUUCUAAGUGCGGAGAGCAGUGAGUGUGAAAAUUUUGUGUAGUCUCACGGGACGAGUCAUCGCAGUAGUACCUAAUAGAAAUGUAUCGCCAACCUGCCACGGACAAGGUAGUCCUGCAAGAAUCUUGAGCCGUCCAGGGUUUGCGAAGAACAAUCUUUCACUUCUCGAUAGGAAGCUACUGGUGAAGCAUUGCUAAUUGCCUGUGGUGCCAUUUAGGGUGAUUACAUACUCAAGCUAGGCCCUCUCAAGAUAGAUUCGACAUUACACUUCGGAUCAAACAUCACUAGAGUUUCGUGUUGAACCUAAAUCGGUAUCAGACGAUAGGGAAGUCUACUAACAUAAUCCAGAGUCGCUGUCAGCCCGUUAAAGUUUAGGGACAAUCCCUAGCCUUUGGAGAUGAGGUCUAUGUUAUGUCCAAAAAGGUACGUAUAAGAUGUGUCGUCUAGGGUUUUAACCUCUUUGACUCGCCACGGUCUCAUCGGUAUGACUGACAUACAAACCGAACGAACUGAAGCACAGGAAUUAUUUGCGGCAUCGCGGUAUGUGAACGUAACAUGUCCCCGUGAGUGGUUACAGUUCGAUCCCUGGAUUGCUAUGAUGAUACAUCAGAGUUUCGGACUAGAGUUUCUGAUCUGGCUUGACCAGUUUGACGAGAAAUCUCUUGGCUGGCUGAGCAUUCCAGGUGUAACGCAUCGGUCACUUAAAGCACGCAGACAGAGCACAGAAUCGCAUCGACACUAAAGCCUUGAUGACGAUUAUUACCACUGAACCAUGGCAACUGAUAGUGUUUUACCCUAAUCACAAGUAUCCAACGGUCUGGACUCAAAAUCCCUUCCCCCGUCCAACUCUAGGACCUGCGGGUGAAGAGUAGUGGGAAAACUGGCCUGUUCGAGCUGAAGGUUCCAAACACGCUAUUUUCCUAAUAGUAAAUCAUAAUAGACCAAGCCCGGGGUCAAAAGG
Marchantia polymorpha subsp. ruderalis is the source of this 1262-nucleotide messenger RNA. Lineage: Eukaryota; Viridiplantae; Streptophyta; Marchantiopsida; Marchantiales; Marchantiaceae. The record is from the annotation of a GenBank genome assembly.